Molecule: messenger RNA, 716 nt
Organism: Oppiella nova
Lineage: Eukaryota; Metazoa; Arthropoda; Arachnida; Sarcoptiformes; Oppiidae
Source: the annotation of a GenBank genome assembly
UCACGCCAAACAUGUCAUCGCAACCACUCGUCAGUCGUCUCACCCAGAGUUGGAUCAAUGAAAGAGACAAACACCCGAAUAGACUCCAUGUCCUGCAACUGGAGGGCACUAAUUAUAACAGUUUCCCGCAGUUUGUCAAACAAGUGGAGGCCAUAGUGGGUGACCAGGGGUUAGAUACCCUUAUAAAUAACGCGGGAAUGGGUGUUCCGGGUUCUUUAGAUUCUGUGACCGCUGAGGAUAUGCUUAAGAAUUUUGAAGUGAAUUCUGUGGCACCGCUUAUGUUAACCAAAGCAUUGCUGCCAUUGCUUAAGGUAUCAGCGGCCAGAGGAAAGACAUCCGUAAUUAACAUAUCAUCCAGUAUUGGAUCCAUGAGCGUUGAGGUCCCGGAGAUCUAUACGAGAGAGAUAUAUCCCUACUGUACGAGUAAAGCAGCCCUCAAUAUGAUCACCAAACGUCUGUCGGUUGAUCUCAAGCCUCAUGGCAUACAUGUGAUCAGUAUAUGUCCGGGUCAUCUGAAAACAGAUAUGGGUGGACCUAACGGAGCGGAAGUGAGCACCGGUGUGUCGGGCGCCAAUCGGGGCAUUGGACUCGAGUUAGUCCGACAGGUGUUGACCACAACUCACGCCAAACAUGUCAUCGCAACCACUCGUCAGUCGUCUCACCCAGAGUUGGAUCAACUCAGAGACAAACACCCGAAUAGACUCCAUGUCCUGCAA